CCAGAACCAUGGAAAUUUUGCCUUUUAAUAGUGGAUCUUCAGCGCUGCAAAUUGAAUAGAGCCGGCCCUUAGUGUCUUUUCUCUAAUCAAUCAUAGUGUGCAAAGUAAAGGCUUACCUUGGCCUAUACAGUGUAAGUCAUUGUAAGUACUGGAGGUCAGCCUAGGUUAAAGUAUUUUACAACCUGCGAAACCUUUUCAAUUACCCUGGUCCACGAUUUGAUCUGAUCUUGUUUGGCAUGACAAUGAGAGGCAGGAAGUUGGCAUGAUAGUACUUUUGAUUUGGACACGAUUCAAUAGUUUACACCCUUCCUCUUUCGGCCAGGGAGAAUGCCUAGAAUGGAGGGAGGGAGCUACUGAGCUACUGGUCCUUCCCCUCUGGUUGAGUAUAAGACUGCAGCUCCAAGGCCUUACCUUCUCUAUGCCUAGACAGACAGACAGACAAGAUGCACUCCUCUGAGCCCUCACUACACUGGUCGUCUGCCAAAGGAUGUACACUGAAGGUGCUAUGUUGGCGGAGUGUUGGUGUGCUGUACUCCAUCUUGUGCCUUGCAGCUCUACCAGACCAUGCAGAGUCAAGAGCACGUUGUGGAUCUGAACUUGUUGCCCACCUAGAGUUUGUGUGCGGAGACCGUGGAUUUUACAGAGCACCGAAUGGACUUCGGUCCACCCGAGGGAAUGGUCCUCGCCUCAGAGGGAAUGGGACUCGGAUGAGAGGGAAGGGAAUUGUGGAGCAGUGUUGCUUAAAGGCCUGUGACCUGCAGCAUUUGGAGAGCUACUGCGCAAAGCCAAAGCGGAGCCGACGACACGUUCCCCUCACGCCUCAGCAAGUUAUGGAGGAGCAAUUUCAGACUGUUUUUCGGAGGAGAAUAAUGAACCACUGGAAACUUGAGUCAAGUCAUGAUGAAGAGCGGCAGAUCCACAGUGUGCAUCAUCAAAAUAAAGUGCCUUACGGACACCGGAGACCUCAAAGGGUUAGUGCUGAGGGGAACACAGCAAAAACACCAGACAAGGACUCCCUCAGACUCAAGAAAUCCCUUCAAAGCAGCAGCAACAACACUGUGGCCAUUGUGAUCUUUGACCUUUUUUGAGUCCAGCAUUUCAAGAAACUGAGAUGAACAGUCUGAACUGGGUGCAAAAUAUCUCUGAUCCUUUUAUUAUUAGCUGUGAGACUGACAAGUCAAUCCAGUACACCCAAUGCACUUUAAAACUCUAGGCAGAGGAACUAAGAGAAAAAAUGCAAUGAUCUAGUUCUGCUUUGUCAUGUUAUAAAUUAAACAUUAUUUUGGGUAUAUAAUAAAUUAUGCUUAAGUUGCAGGACUUGUCCUGGAAAUGUUCAGUACCCCUGAUGUUCUUUAGCAGCAUGCCAAAUAGUGUACAUUUGUUUAAAUUCUUCUUGCAUUCUAACAAUAGCACAAUUAUGUGAAUGCAUUAUAAAUAAAGGGGAAGAAGUUAUCAAAAACUUGGAUGCAAAUGGAUCUUCCAGCAAGACCAUGACCCCAAGCACACAAAAUCCACAGAGAAACAGUUAAUUGGCUGCAAAAUCAACAUUUUACAAUGGCCAUCUCAUUCUCUGGACUUGAAACCAGUUGAAAAUGUGUGGUUUGUGUUGAGGGCUGUCGAUAAGCACAGAUGAAUAUCAAGGAUCUGGAAAGACUUUGUAUGGAGUAAUGGUCCAAGAUCCCUCCCAAUGUGUUCUACAAUCUUAAACAUUUUAGAUAGGGCUCAGUGUCGUUAUCCUCGCAAGGUGCGGUAUUGAAAACGGGUGUCAAUUUUUACCCCUAACUUUUAGGGAAAAAAAGGUUACUUAAAGUUUCUCUGAACAAUUGUAUUAUAAAAUAAUGUAAAUGUACAAUAUACAGUAGCUCAGUAUUUAAAUUAUUUAUUUUAUACAAUCAUUUUUGCUCAUUUAAGGCUGUCAAUCAUUUCAGACCCCACUGUAUUUCAUAAAUUAAAGCACUACCAUAUUUCAUAUGCAUAUGACUUUUGUAUUGAUAACCUCACUUUAUACUAGUAUCACCACAAGCACUGCAAAUAGCAGCACUGGGUUCCAAUUUAAACAGCAUCAGUACACUUGAUUUGCGUUUAACCUGUAUUUUGUCUCACCAUGUCUUUAUCUUUGAAUAUGAAUCGUAUGUGCCUUAUGUACAGGCCCCUUCUGUGACUUGAUGACUUACUAUAAUUAUUUACUGUUGCCAUGCCUCAGGCCAGGGCUAAUGUUUAUGAAUGGAGACAAUCUUUUUAAAACUAUUUAUUACAAUGUAUCUGCUUUAAAGCCAAAGUGAAGAGUGAAUGAAGAGUGAACCAUUAUGCUGCUAUGUAUUUGAAUGCUUUUUUUUUGUUAACUUUUUUUUUUUUUACACGCCUUUCUCCCCAAUUCCGUGGUGUCCAAUUGGGAGUAUAAAAUAAUGUCAAUGUACAAUUGUCUUGUCUUAUCGCUGCAACUCCCGCACAGACUCGGGAGAGGCGAAGGUCGAGAGCCGUGCGCCCUCCGAAACAACCCAUCCGAGCCGCAUUUGAGUGCUUGACGUAUACAAAAAGUGUAGAUUGCAAUUUGUUCAACGCUUCUUGUUUUGUACUUUGACUACUUUGGAAGUGUUCACAAUAUUUGAUGUAAUACAAUGUAUGCCACCACCUGA
This is a messenger RNA of Oncorhynchus tshawytscha (Chinook salmon), 2636 nucleotides long. RefSeq names its product insulin-like growth factor 3 (gene igf3). NCBI's taxonomy places the organism in Eukaryota, Metazoa, Chordata, Actinopteri, Salmoniformes, Salmonidae. The record is from RefSeq and is a predicted model, not a curated record. Gene Ontology annotation, molecular function: hormone activity. The coding region runs from base 444 to 1088 and encodes 214 amino acids. Gene Ontology annotation, cellular component: extracellular region. The transcript has 4 exons.